GGGGUUGUAACAGGCGCGCGUAGGGCAGGGUCGGGACUGAGGCCGAGCAUCACUGGGACAUCAUUCGAGCGUCCUGGUUGGCCUUCCGCGGAGCCUCCCAGAUGCUGGCACGGAGGCUGGGAGGGCAGCCCGGGUGGAGGUCGGAGAGCCCCGUGCCCUAGGACCGGUCGGCCGGCGGUCGGCCGGCGGGAUAGCGGGAAACCCGCCUUUCUGACCAAAUCACUGGAUGCCUCUGACCAGGAGUGCUGAGACGUGGUCACUGCCCGCUUGUUCUCCCGGCCGUAACGUUCCUCCACACCAGUGAUAAACAACAGAACAAUAAGCUAAGAGGACUCUGACCAUUGGCCUCCCACUAGCCAGGAUCAACUAGCUCUCCUUCUGUGGUCCAUGAGCUGCAUCGUCUGCCAUCAGUGUGCAACCGGCCCCCAACGCAAUGUGUGUUUGUCAAACCAUGGAAGUGGGGCAGUAUGGCAAGAACGCAAGUCGGGCCGGAGACCGAGGGGUCCUCUUGGAGCCCUUCAUCCAUCAGGCGUGGUUUCUGUCUGUUUUGAGGGAGACAGUGAUGGUUAUAUCAACUUGGUAGCCUACCCUUACGUGGAGAGUGAGACUGUAGAGCAAGAUGACACACCAGAACGGGAGCAACCUCGACGUAAACACUCCCGCCGGAGCCUGCAUCGGUCAGGCAGUGGUAGUGACCACAAGGAGGAGAAAGCCAGCCUGUCCUUUGAGACCUCUGAGAGCUCCCAGGAGGCAAAGAGUCCAAAGGUGGAGCUGCACAGCCACUCCGAUGUCCCUUUCCAGAUGCUGGACAGCAAUAGCGGUCUGAGCUCCGAGAAGAUCAGCUACAACCCCUGGAGUCUGCGCUGCCACAAGCAGCAGCUAAGCCGCAUGCGCUCCGAGUCCAAGGACCGAAAGCUCUACAAGUUCCUCCUGCUUGAGAAUGUGGUACACCACUUCAAGUACCCCUGUGUGCUGGACCUGAAGAUGGGUACCCGGCAGCAUGGGGAUGAUGCGUCAGCUGAGAAGGCAGCCCGGCAGAUGCGCAAGUGUGAGCAGAGCACAUCUGCCACGCUGGGGGUCAGGGUCUGCGGCAUGCAGGUCUACCAGCUGGACACAGGUCAUUACCUCUGCAGGAACAAGUACUAUGGUCGGGGACUCUCCAUUGAAGGCUUCCGCAAUGCGCUGUAUCAAUACCUGCACAAUGGCCUGGACCUGCGCCGUGACCUCUUUGAACCUAUCCUGAGCAAACUCCGGGGCCUCAAGGCCGUGCUGGAGCGGCAGGCCUCCUACCGCUUCUACUCCAGCUCUCUGCUCGUCAUCUAUGAUGGCAAGGAGUGCCGCUCUGAGCUCCGACUCAAGCACGUGGACAUGGGGCUCCCAGAGGUGCCACCACCCUGUGGCCCCAGCACUAGCCCUAGCAGCACCAACCUUGAGGCUGGUCCCUCUUCUCCGCCCAAGGUGGAUGUCCGCAUGAUUGACUUUGCACACAGCACAUUCAAGGGCUUCCGGGAUGACCCCACUGUUCAUGAUGGGCCGGACAGAGGUUAUGUGUUUGGUUUGGAGAAUCUUAUCAGCAUCAUGGAACAGAUGCGGGACGAGAACCAGUAGGCCCAGUUCUGGGCCCUAAGACCCGUUCCUCUCCACCCACAGGCAGGGACCAUUGCUCUGAACUUGCUGUGAGGACACACUGACUUGCUUUUAAAGGGUUAUAUUUCUCUUUGGUGUAAACUAAAAGAAAUGUUUUUAGCUGUAGCCUGGAAUCUAUCUAUCUAUCUAUCUAUAUAUACACACAUAUAUAUAUAAAAGUAAAGGAGGGCAGAACAUACGUCCUCUCAGCCAGGCUCCUUAGCUUUGUGGCUCUGCUGUGUCCAGGCUGACUCAGGAAGGAAGAGGUGACCCCAGUGGGCUCGGCAGCAGAGACAGAAUGCCUUUGAACUUUGGUUCCCUUGCCUAAGGUUUUUGGGAUCUGUGGUUAUAGGGCUCUGCUGAUUGUGAGGUGAAGCCCUUGGCUGGCACAGGGUCUCUCCAUGCUAUUCAUCCCUUACUUCCCAGAGUUGGGGAAGGUUAAGUGCCCGUUUCUUGGGGCCUUUCCAGUUUUGUGCCAGUGCUUGAUGAGCAGCUGCCCUCAGGGCAUUACAGGGCUGACUGCGCAGAUGGACUCAUUCUUGGGUCUGAUUUUGGCAUGGGGCUAGAUUUGUGAAGCUGAGCUAAGGCCAACUCACAGCAAAGGGCAGGCCCUGGGCUCCCUAGGCACCCACUGGCAUGUAAACUUGCUCUUCUGUCCACAACCCCAGCCAGCCUCUCGCCUCGAUUGCUUGCCUAAGGAGGCCACAUAUCCUCCUAUCCCAGUGAGGUGGGCACAGUUCUGUUUGCUGAGGAGAGUGAGUGUCCCCGUAGGCCUAGGGGUCUGUAAUGGCUCUCGCCUAGACAGUAUUUGCAGUUCUUGGGCUUUGGGUGGUGCCCCUCCCUCUAGUUUGGGCAGCUGUGCUGCCUCUGGAUGGGCUGUUCCUCCCAGGGCUCAGGGUCUGUGCUCUGCUCAGGGUCUUGUCUUCUCCAGGCCAAGCUCAAGGCAGCAGCCUGUUCUGUGGUAUUCCAGGCUCUAGGCUUGGAGGGAGAACUUUAAACUUGUCUGCUUUUAUGGACAUAGGACCCUGGGUACAGGUGCCCAGAGUCUGCUGCGAGCUUUGUCUGGUUAAUCCUGGGUCUGUCAGUUCAUUUGUCUGCCUGCCAGCCUGUUUUGUGGUGAGCUUUCUGGGGUAUAGCCUUGUUGAUUAGUAUAUAUUGAUCUUGUUCAUGCUCGCCUCAGCAGAGUAUUCUUUCCCUUUUCUGAGGUGAGCCUUUGCCCCUGUGCCCUUCCUUAGCGGGUUCUGCUGUCUUACAAAGCUGUUAGCAGAAUGACCCAUAGUGGUGUUCACCUGCUGGCCUGGUGGCCCUCUUUUGGGCCUGGGGUGUGGCCGUCAACACCAACAGUGAGGCAGCUGUGAAGGCUCAGGGCUGAUCCUGACCCAUUGCUGUCUUUUUGCUACCAGCCCUUUGAUGGUAGAGACCUGCUGCCUGUAAUGUAGGUGUCCUACAGGUUACACUACACUUAGCCAUUGCCAAGGUGAGCAGCCGUCUCCAAGUCUGUGGCCAGUGGUCAGCACUUCUGACAGGUCUGUUUUGGCAUUUGAAGAUAAUCCUGCCAACCUUUGAGAGAUACUGGUAACUAAUGGCAUAAUAUCCUGGUUCAUAGAGAUACAGCUCUGGAAAGGGCUCCUUGAUGGACCCCAGUCUUGGUCUUCUGACCCUGGUGCCAGUGGUGGGCAGGUUCCCAUUCCUUAGGGCUGGGAGGCCCAGCUUUGCCCAUUUCUGGUUAGUAACAACUGUCUUCUGUCCAGUAGUAUUCUGUUGCUUCAGCCAUGGGGGCAGUAAGUGUUCAUUAGUGUAGACACAUCUUCUCUGCCAGGAUAGAGGUUAAGAGAGGUUUGGGGCCAUGGAUGACCUCCUAGGAAUGUGCUGUACUUCCGCAGUUACCAGAUUUGGGGAGGCACUGCCCCAUUCUGCUGCUGCUCAUGUAGCAAGGGAGACGGUACCCACUUACAUUGCGAGUUCUGCCAAUACAGCGUGGAAAGGCUGGGGUUUGCUGCUUCUCCUUAAGGGCAGGGCCCAACUCUUCAGCACCUUUGAUAUCUGGAGGGCCAGUUCCUUUAUCUGAUAGGUGGUGGCAGGUGUGUAAUAACACUUUCCACCAUUGUUCUUCUGCCUGCCCGAGGCUAGAGCCCUGUCCCCAACAGGCCCUGCCUUCCCAGCCCCAAUUUGGGACCAAAGUGCAACUCGGGAUCAUGGGUUGGGGAGCUCAGAUUGCCUGCCCCUCUCCAUAGUAUUUCCCUGGGCUAAGCCCACACCAGCCCGGGAGAUGGGUGGGAGUGAAAUGGGAUGGGUGGUGCUUAAAGAGGAAAGGGACCAGUGUAGUAACUAACUUGCCUGGGGACCCCCCCCCCCCCCCAGCUUUGGGCCUGUGCAAUGGGCCUGAGGAUUCUCUAAGGCCAGGGCCUGGGCUAGUUCAGUAUCCGCUGCUCAUUCGCUCACAUCUGGCAACAUGCACGUUCCCUAGAUGCAAACUGCUUUGAAUUUACAGCUGUGUAAGUUGGUUGUGUGUGUGCCCAUUUUAAAAAACUGCAUUUUAAUGAGGAAAAAUGAGAACCCGGGGAAAGUUCCUUUGCUCUUGUGGAGGAAAUGUAAGACUUCGAAUUCUGGAAAUUGUUCUCUGCUCCUCUUUCCUGGAAGCUACACACCUGCCUACAUACCCUAAGACCUGCGCCUGGAUACACACGUGGCUCCAUUGGCGUUUAGGCGCGCUUGCGUUUCCCCGGGUCUUGUGUGUGAUGGAGAGGAGUACUUGGCCCGAGCCGGCUCCUUUCUGUACACCCUGCGCUACCCGCCCGCUUGUGUCAGGUCGUAUAUGUCAAAAUAAAGCCUCUCGAAACUGAA
Messenger RNA from Peromyscus californicus insignis, 4470 nucleotides. It is a transcript of the gene Ip6k1, whose product is annotated as inositol hexakisphosphate kinase 1. The record is from RefSeq and is a predicted model, not a curated record. Bases 388 to 1608 code for a protein of 406 amino acids. Gene Ontology annotation, cellular component: cytoplasm; nucleus. Gene Ontology annotation, biological process: inositol phosphate biosynthetic process; phosphatidylinositol phosphate biosynthetic process. NCBI's taxonomy places the organism in Eukaryota, Metazoa, Chordata, Mammalia, Rodentia, Cricetidae. The transcript has 6 exons. Gene Ontology annotation, molecular function: inositol hexakisphosphate kinase activity.